UGCUUUGUGCGUGCCUCCCUCUGUGUGACUGCAGCAGGAGCAUGAUGAAGGUCCACUGCAUCCUCCUCCUCCUCAUCUCCACAGCCGGGCUGGCGCUGUGCUACGAGGACGAGACCCGCCUGGUGGAGGAUUUGUUCAGCAGCUACAACAAGGUGGUGCGGCCGGUGGAGGAUCACCGGGAGGCCGUGGUGGUCACCGUGGGGCUGCAGCUCAUCCAGCUCAUCAGCGUGGAUGAAGUAAAUCAGAUUGUGACAACCAAUGUACGCCUGAAACAGCAAUGGACAGACGUCAACCUCAAAUGGAAUCCAGAUGACUACGGUGGCGUAAAAAAAAUCCGCAUCCCCUCAGAUGAUAUCUGGCGGCCAGACCUUGUUCUUUACAACAACGCAGACGGGGAUUUUGCCAUUGUAAAAUACACCAAAGUCCUUCUGGAGCACACAGGUCGGAUCACCUGGACACCACCAGCUAUUUUUAAGAGUUACUGUGAAAUUAUUGUCACACACUUCCCGUUUGACCAGCAGAACUGCAGUAUGAAGUUGGGAACUUGGACCUACGAUGGUACAGUGGUUGUUAUUAACCCGGAGAGUGAUCGUCCAGACCUGAGUAACUUCAUGGAGAGUGGGGAGUGGGUGAUGAAGGAUUACCGUGGCUGGAAGCACUGGGUGUACUAUGCUUGCUGCCCUGACACCCCCUACCUGGACAUCACCUACCACUUCCUCAUGCAACGCCUGCCUCUCUACUUCAUUGUCAACGUCAUCAUCCCCUGCCUGCUCUUCUCCUUUCUAACUGGGUUAGUUUUUUACCUACCCACAGAUUCAGGUGAGAAAAUGACUCUCAGCAUCUCUGUCCUGCUGUCUUUGACUGUGUUCCUGCUGGUCAUCGUGGAGCUGAUUCCCUCCACCUCCAGCGCAGUGCCUCUGAUUGGCAAGUACAUGCUGUUCACCAUGGUGUUCGUCAUCGCCUCCAUCAUCAUCACCGUCAUCGUCAUCAACACGCACCACCGCUCCCCCAGCACUCACACCAUGCCCCACUGGGUCAGGAAGAUCUUUAUUGACACGAUCCCAAACGUCAUGUUUUUCUCUACAAUGAAACGACCAUCAAGAGACAAACAAGACAAAAGUAUUUUUGCAGAAGAUAUUGAUAUUUCUGACAUUUCUGGGAAGUCAGGUUCUGUGCCUGUCAACUUCUACUCCCCGCUUACCAAAAACCCAGAUGUGAAAAAUGCUAUAGAGGGAAUCAAAUACAUUGCAGAGACGAUGAAAUCGGACCAAGAAGCCAGUAACGCUGCAGAAGAAUGGAAGUUCGUUGCAAUGGUGCUUGAUCAUCUCCUCCUUGGUAUAUUUAUGCUAGUUUGCUUUAUAGGAACAUUAGCUGUAUUUGCUGGUCGCCUUAUUGAAUUAAAUCAGCAAGGAUGAAAGUCAGAUGGAAACUAUUGGCUACCCUGAACAUCUGAAAGCAUCAUAACCAUCAAAAUCUGGCCAGCCUCUGAAAGUUUCACUGACAGGAAUCAGUGACUGCUGGGAAGGGGCAGGGAUGAUAAAAUGUAAGGCAUACUUAGCACUUCUGAACUGCUGCUCAGUAGCAUUUAAUUGCCAAAAAGAAACACUUGCAUUACUAAUAAACUUGAAUGGCUGUUAGACAGAUUUUGAUCAAUUUUACCCUUUGUUAAAAAUGGUAAUAUAUUAAUAAGACUGUCUGACUAUUCCAAUGAAGUCAAUAGCAGUGUAAUAAGCUUUAGCUGAGCUGUAAAUCUGUAUCCAGCUUUAGAAUUCAAAUGGGUUUUAGUAUCAGCUCUGUGGCUUCUGUAUUAGCAGGGUCACUCCUCUGAUAGCACUAGAUAUAACCAUCAGAAAUAUCUCCAUGCUUAAGUACUUGAUUUUCAUGCCCAAAUCUGAACUGACUGACUCUACCCAUAGAAGCUCUUGCUGCAGCAGAGAGGAGAGACUUGUUCUUUACUGUGAGAAGGUCCAACCUAUUCCUAGGAUAAUCUCCAUAUUCAGCCUACUCUGGUCUUGGAAGGCUGGUUUCCACUCUGCAUUUGGAGUGAUGACUAAUGUGGGGCACCUUCAAACUUGGGGGUGUUUAUUUAAACACAGUUCUCUCUGAUUGCUGACCACUGUCCCCUGCCCUGCUGAAACAGACCUGAGCGCUAGUCAGCCCCACGGCUCACAGCCAGGGAGUCACGGAGCCCGGCCGUCCCGCCGUGCGUGUCCCGGCGACAGCGCCGCUCCUCCUGCUCAAAAGUUGGGCAGCAGCUCUCUCUGGUGGCUAAAGCAAAGCAGUGCUGCCUCUGCCAACACCGCCGCGCUUUGUUUACUCCAGAUUCGACCUCUGCAAGAAGCCUCUCUGCCUUUCAAUAACGCGGUGUGGCAACAGCAGCAGUGCUGCCUCUUCUCAAAAAUAAAUAAGAGUAGAGGUGGGGCAACUGCGACAAGUUACUCAUCUUUUCCAGCUGGCUGUCCAAGCCAAGAGCCCUGCUUUGCUAACAGCUGUAAACAAUUUGCUGUGAGUUUAGUAAAAUAAUUCAUUUUAUGUUAAUGCUCUGCAGAAGUGUGUCACGCCUGCAGAGGACAGGCAUUUGAAACACUGUAGGGAAAAUGAGGCACUUGAGCAACACUGCCAGCAUUGUGCAGUGUUUGCUGGACAAUGCUGUGGUGAGCUGCAGCCCUAAGCAAACAGUUUGUCUGGGGUAAUCGAUCACUUGUAGCACUCUGCUCCCCUCUUAUGGCUUAAAGCUUGGUAAUCUUUGCCUCCCUGGAUGAUCAUUAACCCUGUAAGCAAAGGAAAAGAUGUAUUGCUGGGUGACAACAGGGAACGUUCACUGCAGCUGGGUUUAUCUCCAGUGGGAGUUCCAGCUCCCAGCCCUUGGGGAGAGUCAGCAGCUCCUUGCUCAAGAUGAGCUAAGCUGCAGUGUAAUGGUGUCUGGAACUUAAUUUGAGAGCUUGUGAUUGGGACUAAAAUUGAC
Messenger RNA from Oenanthe melanoleuca, 2965 nucleotides. It is a transcript of the gene CHRNA1, whose product is annotated as cholinergic receptor nicotinic alpha 1 subunit. Gene Ontology annotation, molecular function: acetylcholine-gated monoatomic cation-selective channel activity; transmembrane signaling receptor activity. NCBI's taxonomy places the organism in Eukaryota, Metazoa, Chordata, Aves, Passeriformes, Muscicapidae. The record is from RefSeq and is a predicted model, not a curated record. The transcript is spliced from 9 exons. Bases 42 to 1415 code for a protein of 457 amino acids. Gene Ontology annotation, biological process: nervous system process; regulation of membrane potential; signal transduction. Gene Ontology annotation, cellular component: synapse; postsynaptic membrane; neuron projection.